AGUGUGAAAGUAACACAUGGCAAGCUAGAGGGGGUUGGUCUGCAGUCAUGACAGCGUUGCGAUUGCUUUUAAUUUAAAAUCACUACUGUUAACCGAGAUACGGUUCCUAUAGUAACUUAACUGACGUGAAUAAGUCCGGUCCAAAGACGCAACAGUGUAGACAGCCAAGCAUGAAGAGGCACCCUGGAGCUUUCCUUCUCACAUAGGAGAUAUGUUGACUCAGCCAUGGACGAAGUCACCUUCCGCAUGGACACUGUCUUGUCAGAUGUGCACCUUUUACUGCCCAACGCCCGCCACCUGAUGACCCGCCUUAACGGUGUCGGCCAACCAGUGUUCAUCUCUAAGUUUAAGAUUUUGUGGGAUGCGGAGGAGAAGGAGCCUGCCUGCGGUGGACUGAGUGAGGAUGGCAGCCCCUCUAGUGCGUCAGAGGCGCCCCUGGAUGACGAUGGUGACCUGGACGUGGCAAGGAGGCCCAGAGAUGCUUCCCCAGAGCGGGAGAGGGUGUGCCCCAUCAUCCUCAGACAGGCCACGGGCACUUCGACAGAUGGCCGUGGGGAAGAUGAUGAUGAUGAGGAGGAGGAGGAAGAGGCAACGCGUCAAGAUGUCAUCAGAAUAGAACAUACAAUGGCUACCCCACUGGAAGAUGUCGGCAAGCAGAUUUGGCGAGGAGCUUUUCUUCUAGCUGACUUCAUCCUCUCGCGACCAGCUGAGUUCGAGGGAGUUACUGUUCUUGAGCUUGGGGCCGGAACUGGACUGACCAGUGUCGUCAUGGCAACACAGGCCAAAAUGGUGUAUUGCACAGACGUGGGCCAAGACCUGCUGAGUAUGUGUCAAAGAAACGUCACCAUAAACCGACAUCUCACAGAAGCCAAAGCGAGUGAGGUGAGAGUCAGACAGCUGGAUUGGACAGGGGAUGAUUUCUGCACAGAUGCUGAGGUGGCCUAUGCAUGGACUGAGGAUGAGGUGGCUGACCUGCACAAUGAGACAUCAUUAAUAAUGGCCGCAGACGUGUGCUAUGAUGAUGAGCUCACCGACGCUCUCUUCAGGAUGCUGUACAGGAUAACCAGCAAUCUACGAAACCAGAGCACAGUCUACCUCUCCAUUGAGAAAAGGUUGAACUUCACCCUGAGGCACAUGGAGGUGUCCUGCGAGGCCUACGACCACUUCCGCCACUGCUUGGACGAGCUUCACGACAUGGAGGAUGGCAAGAUGCAGUACUGCGUCGAGCAAGUGCUCAGCCCCUUCCCCCAGUUCUUCCAGUACGAGCGGGUGGAGCACCUGGAGCUGUGGAAAGUCUCCGCCUACCAAAAAUGAACUCUGUGACCGGCUUGGAGCCUCUCUAAUUUGGGAUGGAAUUUCAGUGUCUCCUGAUACCUGAUAUAGAUGCUUGUUUUGUGAGAUUUAAUUUUGUGUUUUAACUCAAAAGGGACAAGGAAACACACACAUUUGAAGAUUUGAUCAGGAGUGACAGGUGAAAGACGUCAGGUUCCUACUUCUGGCUAUUAGUUGUUGGAUGCCUACAGACUGCAAUAGGUGUCCCAUGUGUUUUGAGGGCACGUGCAUAGACCUAAUCAUGCCUAAUUGCACUAUAUUAUUGUGGAAAGAAGGAAGGGCCAUGCUGACCACUGAUUGUGUAUUUACUCAGCAAGGCACCUUUCAUUCAGGUGGUGACACUAUCUCCCAUGCACAAAUUGAUGUUUGUGGGCUUUUCUUCUGAAACUUCUUGUUUUUUUCUUUACCUCUAAUUGUGUACAAUACAAAAUAAAAAACUGCUUUUCAUGCUU
Messenger RNA from Clupea harengus (Atlantic herring), 1784 nucleotides. It is a transcript of the gene mettl22, whose product is annotated as methyltransferase 22, Kin17 lysine. Gene Ontology annotation, cellular component: nucleus. Gene Ontology annotation, biological process: protein methylation. The record is from RefSeq and is a predicted model, not a curated record. NCBI's taxonomy places the organism in Eukaryota, Metazoa, Chordata, Actinopteri, Clupeiformes, Clupeidae. Gene Ontology annotation, molecular function: protein methyltransferase activity.